CGAGGCGGGCGGCGGCGGAGCGGGGAGAAGGGAGUUCAUCGAGGCUCCGCCGCCCAAGGUGAACCCCUGGACGAAGAACGCGGCCGCGCUGGCGGUCAACGGGCAGUCGCCUCCAGAUAUAUUUCCAGCUGAUGGCCAGUCUGAAAACACAACUCCUGCUAAAGUGGUGAGGGCUGCCAACCCGAGACAGCGCAAGGGAAGCAAGGUUGGUGACUUCGGUGAUGCUACAAAUUGGCCAACACCUGGAGAAAUAGCUCACAAGAGUGUCCAGCAGCCACACAAAGCACCAUCCCUCCGGAAACUGCCUAUCAAGAAAGACAUGAAAGAACAGGAGAAAGGGGAUGGAAGUGAUGGCAAAGAGAGCCUGAAAACCAAAUCAGAUGAGUCUGGUGAGGAGAAGAACGGUGACGAUGACAACCAGAAGUCAGCCCAGAAGAAGAAAGGCAACAAACACAAGUGGGUCCCUUUGCAGAUAGACAUGAAGUCAGAGGUGCCUCGGGACAAAACAGCCUCUCGGAACAACCGGCAAAAUGAGCAGCACAGGCACCUCUCCAACAACCGUGGCGAGCUGAAAGGCUGGCACCCGGACAACAAGCAUGAGCGCCCCUGGCAGGACCAUGAUGAGACCUCCAGUGUGAAGAGCGAGGGAGGAGCUGUACGAGGAGCCUUCCGGGGCCGAGGCAGGGGCCGUGGCAGGGGCCGUGGCCGGGGCAGAGGAGGGCACUUUGAUUACCAGUAUGGAUACCGGAAAUUUGAGGGCUCAGAUGGCUCCCGCACCCAGAAGUAUGCUAGCAACAUCACUUACUACUUUGACAACAUUAGCAGCACCGAGCUCUAUAGCGUGGACCAGGAACUGCUCAAGGACUACAUCAAGCGGCAGAUAGAAUAUUACUUCAGUGUGGACAACCUGGAGCGAGACUUCUUCCUGCGUCGCAAGAUGGACUCAGAUGGAUUCCUUCCCAUCACCCUGAUUGCCAGUUUCCACCGGGUACAGGCACUGACUACUGACAUCAGUCUCAUCAUUAAGGCUUUAAAGGACAGCAAGGUGGUGGAAAUUGUGGACCAGAAGAUCAGAAGAAAAGAGCAGCCAGAAAAGUGGGCUCUGCCUGGCCCUCCUAUGGCAGACUACACACAGACUGACUUCUCACAGUUCAUCAACUGCCCCGAGUUUGUGCCCCGGCAAAGCUUCCAGAAGGAGACAGAGUCUGCUCCUGGCUCCCCACGUCCCACCAGUCCAGUCCCCACAAAAACAGAGGAAGUCAGUAACCUGAAGACAAUGCCCAAGGGCCUGUCCACAAGCCUGCCCGACCUGGAUUCAGAGACAUGGAUUGAAGUGAAGAAGAGGCCUCGGCCCUCUCCAGCCAGGCCCAAGAAACCAGAGGAGUCAAAGACCCCACAGCAGCAGAAGCAAAAGGACCAAGAUGAACCCGAGGAGUUGGACUUCCUUUUUGAUGAGGAGAUGGAGCAGAUGGAUGGCCGCAAGAACACGUUCACCGACUGGUCAGACGAGGAUUCAGAUUACGAAAUUGAUGAUCGGGAUGUGAACAAGAUCCUCAUCGUGACUCAGACGCCUCCAUACCUACGCCGGCAUCCUGGCGGAGACCGGACUGGCAACCACACAUCCAGGGCUAAAAUGAGUUCAGAGUUGGCCAAGGUGAUCAAUGACGGGCUGUACUACUAUGAGCAAGACCUGUGGACAGAGCAGUUUGAGCCAGAGUACUCACAGAUCAAGCAAGAGGUGGAGAACUUCAAGAAGGUGAAUAUGAUCAGCAGGGAGCAGUUUGAUACUCUGACCCCAGAGCCCCCCGUGGAUCCAAACCAGGAGGUCCCUCCUGGCCCCCCCAGGUUCCAGCAAGUACCUACAGAUGCUUUGGCUAACAAGUUGUUUGGAGUACCUGAACCUUCAACCAUCGCACGAUCUUUGCCUACAACCGUACCAGAAUCACCCAACUACCGCAAUGCCAGGACCCCCAGGACCCCUCGCACGCCUCAGCUGAAGGACCCUACACAGACACCCCGGUUCUACCCAGUGGUGAAGGAGGGCAGGACGAUAGAUGCCAAGACUCCACGGAAGAGGAAGACAAGGCACAGUUCAAACCCCCCAAUGGAGUGCCACGUGGGCUGGGUGAUGGACUCCCGGGAGCACAGACCUCGAACUGCCUCCAUCAGCUCCAGCCCCUCUGAGGGAACUCCGGCCGUUGGAAGCUAUGGCUGCACCCCGCAGUCCCUGCCCAAGUUUCAGCAUCCUUCCCAUGAGCUGCUCAAGGAGAACGGCUUCACGCAACACGUCUACCACAAGUACCGUCGGCGCUGCCUUAACGAGCGAAAGCGGCUGGGCAUUGGUCAGUCCCAGGAGAUGAACACGCUCUUCCGAUUCUGGUCCUUCUUCCUACGAGAUCACUUCAAUAAGAAAAUGUAUGAGGAGUUUAAGCAACUGGCUGUGGAGGAUGGGAAAGAGGGAUACAGGUAUGGUCUGGAGUGCCUUUUCCGAUACUACAGCUAUGGGCUGGAGAAGAAAUUCCGGCCAGACAUAUUUAAAGACUUUCAAGAAGAGACCAUCAAGGAUUAUGAAGCUGGCCAGCUCUAUGGGCUGGAAAAGUUCUGGGCCUUCUUAAAAUAUUCCAAAGCCAAAAAUCUGGACAUCAACAGCAAACUGCAAGAAUACCUCAGCAAGUUCAAGCGCCUCGAGGACUUCCGAGUGGACCCACCCAUGGGAGAGGAAGGUGGACACAAGAGAUACCCAACGACGUCAGGGGGAGAUGGCAGGAAGCGCUACCCAUCCCAGUCUUCCAGCAAAACGGUCAGCCAGUGCCCAUCCAGCCAAGCCCACGCCUCGCCCAGUCAGCCUGCACAAGAGGAUGCCAAAAACCUGAGCCAGCAAGUCCCUGCUGCAGAGUCGCAGACAGUGGGGAAGUAGAGAGGAUGCAGCUUCUGCUUCCCACCAGGAGACAGGAUGGGUUGUGGGGGACUGGCUCAGAGAAGAGGAUGAGGGGUGUGAUGGGAAGGGAGUUGGAAUGUGGGUGCCCAGGAAUAGCCUGCUGGGAGAAACUUCAACGCACAUGAUUUUUUUUCUCUUGUGGCUGGAAAGCAAAGACGAUUCGCAUCUAAAACACCGUUUUGCUAUUACAAACCUGACCAGAGCCAGACCCACCCCCACCAGAUCCACCCUUUGCUUUUCCUUCUCAUCCCUCCCCUCCUGUGCACACGCUCGUGUCUUAGUGUAUCUUCAAAAAAUAUUCUGGCUGGGUUGGAAAGGGGAGAUUUUUUUAUUAUUAUUAUAUAUAUAUAUCAAGUUUUAAAUUAUUGCUAGAGGUUUGUCCAGAUUUACCAAAACAAGUCCGCUCUGUGCAGCCCUGGUGACUCCUUUUGUGUCCCCACCCCUUGGAUCGCUGGGCAGCCCGGCCAGGAAGCUCGGAGGAUUGAGGUUCCCUCGCAGGGGCCGAAGCCACAGCAUUGCAGUGCUGCGGAGCCUCUGAUCUCCAUGACCUGGCUGACAUUUCCCAUCCCAUGUCUGGCAGUGCUUCUUCGACACCAACCGUCGCUAAAGGCACCCAGCUCUGUUGGUCUUCCCGGUCCGUCCUCCCCAGCGUCUUCAUCUCCAACCUUCUCGCGGGUCUGGCUCUCCCUCUGCCCACCUCUUCUCCCUUCCAUCACGGACAAUUUGGAAAUCAACCAAAGGACCUUUGCCAAGGAUAGGUUUGUUGUGACUCCUUCCUGCAAGAAUGGCAGCUGGGAGGCUGGCAGGCACUUGGACUUGAAAUCUGCGUGGAUGCCGCAGCCGCCUGCCCAGGGCCCAUUGCAUGCGAAGACAGGACUUUGCUGAAGGAGCCUUCCUCUUCCUUUUCCCUUGGAAAAAUGAAACAAACAACAACAAAAAAACACAAUACCCCUGAAACAACAAC
Messenger RNA from Centrocercus urophasianus (Greater sage-grouse), 3902 nucleotides. RefSeq names its product La ribonucleoprotein 1, translational regulator (gene LARP1). The transcript is spliced from 20 exons. Gene Ontology annotation, molecular function: RNA cap binding. NCBI's taxonomy places the organism in Eukaryota, Metazoa, Chordata, Aves, Galliformes, Phasianidae. Gene Ontology annotation, biological process: mRNA stabilization; positive regulation of translation. The record is from RefSeq and is a predicted model, not a curated record. Gene Ontology annotation, cellular component: cytoplasmic stress granule; cytosol. The coding region runs from base 320 to 2917 and encodes 865 amino acids.